Ctenocephalides felis (cat flea) is the source of this 1323-nucleotide messenger RNA. Its product is annotated as odorant receptor 13a-like. The record is from RefSeq and is a predicted model, not a curated record. Gene Ontology annotation, cellular component: plasma membrane. Bases 1 to 1323 code for a protein of 440 amino acids. NCBI's taxonomy places the organism in Eukaryota, Metazoa, Arthropoda, Insecta, Siphonaptera, Pulicidae. Gene Ontology annotation, biological process: sensory perception of smell; detection of chemical stimulus involved in sensory perception of smell. The transcript is spliced from 9 exons. Gene Ontology annotation, molecular function: odorant binding; olfactory receptor activity.
AUGGUACAUGAUCAUUUGAUCCAAAGGUCGGGAGUGAACAACUGGACCAGUAAACAUGACAGAAAAUCAAAUUUAGAUCGCAUGUGGCUAAUAAAAUGGUCCAUGCGCCUGACCGGAAUUUGGCCAUACGAUCUAGUUGGCAAAUAUUCGACAAUGUGGUUUAUGUUUACGUGCCUGAAUUGGUUUUCUUUGGUCUGGAUGGGUUUUGCAAUGUGUUCAUUUAUGUACAGAUACAUGAACGAUAUUAUUGUUGUGAUAGAUACAAUUUGUACCUACAGUACAAAUGUAAUAUGUAUGGUUAAAAUGACAUGGAUCAUUUAUAAACGACAACUUUUUCAUGAGCUGAUAGAUAUUGUACUUAGCAACCGUUUGCUGGAGAUUAAUCCUUUACUGGAAUGGAAUAGGGGAAUACCUUCAAGUUAUGCCCAAAAGCUGCAAAAAUUUACAAUUAAAAUAUUUGAUAAAAAUUGGAAAGAAUAUCGUAUAGUAUCCAGAAUUUUUUGUACCAUGGUUAUUGUCACUGCUUUAUCAUAUGCAAGUAUUCCGUUAAUAAUUAUGGCUUAUAUGAAAUUUACAUCUGGAAUUGUGCCAAGACAUCAUAUCUACAACGCCGAUUAUUCAGUGUUGUCGAUUGAGGUGUCACAGACGCCCUUCUACGAGACAUCAUUAACACACGAAACAUUCGUAGGACUAAUUAUUUAUUCAGUUGUAGUUGGCUUAGAUGUCAUCUACUGCUUCUUCACAAUGUACCUGCGAGAUCAACUUCGAAUAUUGCAGCAAAUGUUGAAAAUGAUUGAUGAAGAAAUCGAUGAACCUUUCAAGCAGAAAAAAAUCAUUGAGUGCGCUGAUGAACGUCUCAUGAAAUGCGUGCGGCACCAUACAACAAUAAUCAGUUUUCAGAAUAAAUUGGAAGUUGCCUAUGGCCCAGUAACAUUAUUCCAAACAGUAUUGAGCUCGAUUUUGAUAUGUGUAAUAGCAUUUCGAAGUUCUAUAUCAACGACGGAUUUGACAAAUUUAUUAAUAAAAAUACCAUAUCUGUUGGCGGCCAUAGUUCAACUUCUUCUGUACAGUUAUUAUGGACAGGCUGUUAUUAAUGAGAGUACAGAACUGGCUACAAGUUUAUAUGAAACACACUGGUAUGAAUAUUCGAAAUCAUUCAGAAGUAGUUUGUUGAUAAUUUUUCCACAAAUUCAAAGGCCUUUGCAUCUUAGUGGAAUGGGAUUUAUUGUUAUGUCGUUGGAUUCGUUCAAAGCAAUUCUGAGUACAGCAAUGUCGUAUUUUACUCUUCUACAAUCUAUCACGGAACCGGCUAAGAAAAAUUAA